Capsaspora owczarzaki ATCC 30864 is the source of this 1245-nucleotide messenger RNA. RefSeq lists its product as hypothetical. Gene Ontology annotation, molecular function: protein binding. The transcript has 8 exons. The coding region runs from base 1 to 1122 and encodes 373 amino acids. Lineage: Eukaryota; Filasterea; Ministeriida; Capsasporidae. The record is from RefSeq and is a predicted model, not a curated record.
AUGAAUUCGAGACAGCGCGAGUUGUAUGACAAAGUCAAGAAUGCGAAGAAGCAUCUCGAUCUGGCUGAGAGGCAGAUUGGCGAUGCUGAAGCGCAAGCCAUUGCUGAGGCACUCAAAGUGAACACGACGGUGACGGAGCUCAGUCUCUACCAGAAUCGGAUUGGCGCUACUGGAGCGCGGGCGAUUGCUGAGGCACUCCAAAUGAACAAGGCAGUGACUACGCUCGACCUGCGAGAGAAUCAGAUUGGCGCUGCCGGAGCGCAGGCGAUUGCUGAAGCACUCAAGGUGAACACGACACUGGCUGUGCUCAGUUUGUAUCAGAAUCAGAUUGGCGAUGCUGGAGCGCAGGCCAUUGCUGAGGCACUCAGAGAGAACAAGACGGUGACUCGGCUCGGUCUGUACCAGAAUCAGACUGGCGAUGCUGGAGCGCUGGCAAUUGCUGAGGCACUCAAAGUGAACACGACGCUGGGGUUGCUCGAUCUACGAUUCAAUUGCAUUGGCAAAGCUGGUCUUCAAGCGAUUGGUGAAGCGCGUCAAGUCAACCGAACUCUGACUACACUUUUAAUCGAUCGGCAGGUGCAUCCUCGUUUGUUCUCCUUACUUCCACGACGAUUAGCAACUGCUGAAGAUCUUCAGAACGUGUUUCACUUACUGGCCAGCGGACAGGAGCUGAAAGAUCAACCCAUAUCUCUUCCAGCACUACCAGCCGAGCUUGCCGAGCUCAUUAUGGACAAAGCGCACUACUGGCAAGGCGUGCAGCACACCAAGCGAUCGCAUUUUUAUGAUUCCCCCGAGCGUAUUCUGAAAGUCACACUACCUCAAAGGAUUGAUGGAGGUUCGGUUCGUGUGAAAGCAAUUCAAGUGUUUCGUGACAUGGGAAACCGUUUCGACAGCAACGGCAGCAGCCGCUUUGAUUUGAUUGUCCUAGAUGAGCAACGCGCUGUUCAAUAUGAAUGCUCGGUGAAACCGACCCUCGUCGAUUCGAGCCUCGAGCUUGUGACAAUCCUGCCAGCGAGUCAUCCUGUCAUCCGACAAAUGCGCGCGGGUUGGCAGGUUCAAGUUCGAGCCAGCAAGUCUUCUCGAGAUGUAGUGUUUGAAUCGCUUCGUGUUGGAUAUGUUUAACGACAGUCAUGGGAAUGCUCUGCUACACUCCAACCCAUAUCUGUCAGCUCAGUGCCCAAUAUGCAGGCAAUCUGCCUAUUCGUCCCUCUCGUGUAACGUGCUCGUUAAACACCAAGUUUAGUC